AGAGGUUGACGUGUGGGCGUCGGGCUGCCUCCUGUCGGAGAUGCUGACGGGGGAGCCCCUGUUCCCCGGCGAGAGUGACAUCGAUCAGCUUUUCCACAUCAUUCAGACGCUGGUCUCGGCCUCCUUCCCCAACUGGUCCUCUCGCGCCCACGCCUUCGUCUCCGCCUGCCUCUGCCUCGAGCCCGUGUCACGCCCCUCGGCCCAGGAGCUCCUCAACCACGAGUUCUUCACCCACGACGGCUUCCCCGAGACCUUCCUGCCGGUGCUGAGGCAGAAGGUACAGCAGGAGUUCAGCACCAACGUCCUCCUGGGGAUGACCGGCGGCGGGGGGAGGCGGGGCUCGAGCACGCCCGCCAGGAGGACCCAGGGGCGGAAGGUAACCGGGGGCGGCUCCCCUGAGAGUGUCUACGGGCGGAGCAUCGGUAGGGUGCCUCAGCCUACCACCACUGCGCCCACAACGACCGCGAGAGCAGACGCUACGACCAUCCCCGCCAGAUCCUCACCCACCAAGCACACCCUCCAGACAACAGGCCCCCGCCCGUCCGUGUCCUUCGCGACAAUCACGCCCUCGCACAGCAGAACAGGGGCGUCCAUACAGAGCCUCGGGGGCGUGGCCACCUUCACCGCGGCGGGAGGAGGGGGCGUGGCUGACGAGGGGCUGAUCCUACCCCUGAGAGAACUGCACACUGCCAACUCCAACACGACCUCAAUAAACAACAACAAUAACACAAUCGCUCUCACUUUGCACAUCACGGGCACGACCAACACAGCGUCGCCUGCACGCACGACCAGAGCCAGCGACAAGUGCCGGAAGUCGCCCGUGAACAUCUGGGGCUCGAGCCUGAAGGCUCGCGGUCAGGGCCUGUGUAUCUGGGACGACGACGACCACUUCGGGGCCAUGAUCGCCGACGGGCCGCCCUCCUUCACCGCCGUCACCGCCAGCAGCCGCCACCUGGGGGGCGACCUCCCCCGCACGCCGGCCGAGCACGCCAGGACCUCCGACAUGAGCCGCCACCCUUACACCAUCAGCCUGGACCGGACCAAGGAACUCGUGGCCAGGGAUUCCCCGUCCUCCUUCAGGGACUUCACCAGAGAUCCCCUGAAGGAAAUCAAGGAUAACCCGCUCAGGGAUCCUCUGAGAGACCCUUUGGGCUACAGAGACUCCCUCAGGAGACCCCGGCUGGAGGUGAUGGGUUGGGCUAAGCCUCGUCUGCUCAACGACGACCUCUCGCUGCCGAACGUCCCGGGAGUGACGUCAUCGAACAACACGGGCAGCCCAAAGAAGUCGGGGGUCGGGGGCGGGGUCGGGGGC
Molecule: messenger RNA, 1312 nt
Organism: Penaeus monodon (black tiger shrimp)
Lineage: Eukaryota; Metazoa; Arthropoda; Malacostraca; Decapoda; Penaeidae
Product: cyclin-dependent kinase F-4-like
Biological process (GO): protein phosphorylation
Cellular component (GO): nucleus
Molecular function (GO): ATP binding; cyclin-dependent protein serine/threonine kinase activity
Source: RefSeq, a predicted model, not a curated record